AUGAUUGAACCUUGUAAAUUCAUCUUUACACAACAAGCAUUAAACAGUCCUUUUCACCUUGUUUCAAUUAUGAACCAUCUCUUGGGCAUCUUGCUAUGCUACCAUCUUGAUUCCCUCAUUACGCUCUACCACACACAAUACCCAUUCUUUAUCACACCAUCAGACGUCAAGGAUACCAUUGUUCAUGAACCUGCUCCCACGAUGCCUCGGUACAAAAAGCCAAAUCUACACAUUGAUACCACCAAUGACAAGGAUGUUCAAUUAAGCCAAUCUCGAUACCACCCUCAGUCAGCUUAUCCGGAUGUACCUCAGCUUUUAUUCUCUCCCACCUCGUCCAUCUCCUCAUUUGGCAGUAGCAACUACCAUUGGAGCCCUGAUGACAGCAACAAUUAUGCUGGCAGCAAACGGUCUCAAGUGGAGGACAUGGUCCAUUUGUUUGAGAAUGGACAUCGCUACAUGGAGCAGCAUCGUCGCCACAGCGUUGAUUCGCAUUGGAGCAGCAGCCGCAAGAGAAUCUACAUUCGUGAACGCAGAUAUGAAUACCAGCCAACAGUGGGUGAAUGGAACAGGCGCAUUGAGAACGAGUUGCUUCCAAUGCAGUUGUCUGGAUCAAAGUCUACACCCAUUCAGCCAUCCAAACGCAAAAUGACACCCAUCAUGGAGACAAGUAAAUCUCUCUGGGCUUGA
Mucor velutinosus is the source of this 687-nucleotide messenger RNA. Its product is annotated as UDP-N-acetylglucosamine pyrophosphorylase. The record is from RefSeq and is a predicted model, not a curated record. Bases 1 to 687 code for a protein of 228 amino acids. The transcript is spliced from 4 exons. Lineage: Eukaryota; Fungi; Mucoromycota; Mucoromycetes; Mucorales; Mucoraceae.